Messenger RNA from Coregonus clupeaformis (lake whitefish), 2673 nucleotides. RefSeq names its product protein FAM174C-like. NCBI's taxonomy places the organism in Eukaryota, Metazoa, Chordata, Actinopteri, Salmoniformes, Salmonidae. The transcript is spliced from 3 exons. Gene Ontology annotation, cellular component: extracellular region. The record is from RefSeq and is a predicted model, not a curated record. Bases 134 to 541 code for a protein of 135 amino acids.
ACUUCCCAGUGGACGAAUGUACUUAUCAAAACAAACUAAACCACUUAUGCUUUCAACGAAAUGCUCGAUUGAAACCACGUGCCGACUUAAUUCUAGUGUUACUCCAUAUUUAUAGUGUUAACCGACAACAAAAAUGCAAUUUCAAGGAGUCAUGAGUAUUGUUUUACCGACGCUUUGGGCUAUUUCAACCAUCGCAGAGGAAACCUUGAUGUCGCCAACAGGCAUUACUACUACUGCUGCUGCCAUCACCACCAAACAUGUCACGAAUUCGAGUGUCAAUAACACGACGUCCAAGAACAAUCACAUCAAGUUUUUCAACGUAGAUAAUUCAAUGAUACAAAGAACCUUGUACGUCCUUAUUGGAAUCACCACAAUUGGAGUGCUCUAUUUCCUCGUGAGAGUUGUGCGGCUGAAGAAAACUACUACCUCUCGGAAGAAAUAUGGCCUGUUGUCAAACUAUGAUGACAGCGUGGAAAUGGCUGCGCUGGAGAGUGACGAGGAGGACGACACUGUAUAUGAAGCCAGGUCCCUGAGAAGAUGAGUCCGGGUCUUGUCAAAGAACACACAUUGGACUAGGGAAUGAAUGGAGACAUUCCUAAGGCAUAUUUUUCAACGGUUAUUAUGGCAUAUCUUUGUUUUUCUUAUUCUCUUCGACCUGAAAUCGACCGGAAAAAUGGCUAUCAAAAUGACUUCUCUAUCCUCCGAUGAACUCUCAUGUUGUCUAGCUGCCUGGGUAUGAAAAAGACAUGGUGUUUUUGGUGACCAAACCGACCGUUGAUUCUAUCUAUGAAGAGGAAGAAAUGGGAUUUGUAACAUUACAAGACCAAACCAGUUGUGCUGAGUCUGACUCCAAAGCUGCUUGAGUGAAUGUGAGCAGGAUUUUUUUUCAAAUCAGCUCAGCGACAAUGCGUUUUAUUGUGUAAAGUGGACCACCAUGUCCCCUCUGUCCAUCUUGAACUGUGCAUAACAAAGACAACAACGAACAAAACGAAAGAUCUCUUCUAAUCAUUAACACAGAUCCCCAAUUAACCCGGUCGAUGUAGUGUUGCCAACGUUUUAUUUCUUUGUCUCCUAACAAAAUACUGUUGCCAUGGCAUCCUAUAUAUUUUGAUGUCCACCUUGAAUCAUGGACCAUUAGUUAGGCUAGUUGCUAAUAGCCUGAUUAGUGAGAGUGUGUUUACAAACUACUGUAAACUAAACCAGCCUACCAAUAUCCCCACCCCAUUUUGAACUAUGCACCAGCACCAGAAUGUUGUACUGUAGGAUGUACCUGCUCUAUUUGGAAGACUCAGACCUAAUAAGUUCGUAAUACUAUUAACACAAAGGAUUUUCUCAGAAAGCAAGACUUAAGACAACAUUUUUACAAUCUUAGACAGUAUGGAAUGUGUCUCUAAUUAUAGCCCUUUAUUUAGGAAAUGCAGGCUAAUCAAUAUGCAAUUCCACUGGCGAUAGAAUAAAAAUCAGUUACUCAUAUCAGUUAAACUAUAACUUCUGCUUCUGCUUUUUCUAUUAUGCUGGGUUUUUCUAAAGAAUUACUCAUUUCAGAGCUGGUUCUUUGCUUUUUGUAACACGUGGUUGCUGUUGACUGACUGACAUUUUAUUUACGUUUAUUAAGUUCAUUUUCACUUUUUAGAAAAAUGUAAUGGGUGAUUUUUUUUCUUCUCCACCGAUAACUUGCUGUUGUAUUAACACAAGCAAAAUAACAAGAAAGGGUAAACACAAAAUGUAUUUAUUUUUAUUGAUCCUUUACCAAUUCUUGGUUAGUCAAAUUGAGGUUAUGAAUCUAUUGUGUAUUAAGUUUCCAAACCAUACUCAAGUUGCCGAAGCACUUACUUUUUAAGUGGAUCCCUGGAAAAGUAUUUGUCACUUCUCCAGCCAUGAGAUCUCUAUAGAGAAGUAGUAGGGGGACCAGCAGCACACAGUUGGAACCGACUACCAGGGAGGGUUUCUGAUGAUUCAGGACAGAUAUGCCAGAAACCAUGGGGGAAUAAUUUGGGGGUGGAUGUGGGGCAGGAACACAGUAAGUCUGUACUAGAAACGGUCAUCUUUUGUAAGAAUAUAAAUGCUGCACCUGCGCUCGAAACAGCAGCUGUUGGGAUGCCGGAUCACAUCGUUCCAUGGUGUCAUAUGAUUUAUUUAGUCUUGAGGUGGUUUUCUGUCUGCAUUCCAUUCAGUCUGUGCUAAUCUUGUAUUUAACGCUAGCGAUGUCAGUCACAUGAUAAAUAACUAAUGGUAAAGGCCUCAGUUAAACUUCUAUGCUCUGACUGGAUCUAACAAAUAUAAUGAUGACCUUCUCAGUUUUAAUAUCUGAUUUGUUACCAAUACAGUUUUGACUUGUGUUCAUGGCUAAUUUCUCGCCAUCCUCCCUCUGUCAACUGUAUGUACAUUGUGAUCGGCAAUAUCAUUCCUUUGUCAAUAUUGUGGUCUGUGUGAUACAGAAGUCACAGUCGUGUUGUGAAUGAGGCCAAAGUCUGUGUGUGUAUUAAGUCACGUAUUCCCUUUUGAAUUGAAGACUAGUGGUGAGCGCUGUGUGGAUUAUGCAGGGUUGAGGCACUCGGUUUGGUGGUGGGGAGCCUUGUCCAUGGAGUUGGAUUGUUCUGACGCUUAGGCUGUUACUGUUAGCUUUUUUCAAAUAACGAUGAAAAUAAAAACAGUGAAACUGACCAAAACUGA